Molecule: messenger RNA, 2363 nt
Organism: Cuscuta epithymum
Lineage: Eukaryota; Viridiplantae; Streptophyta; Magnoliopsida; Solanales; Convolvulaceae
Source: the annotation of a GenBank genome assembly
ACGGCCCGAAGUAAAGUAUGUUGAGCCCAACAGUUAAUGGGGACAAGCGAAAUGGACAAAGAUUGCCCUAACUCUACAGUGCAUAUAUUUGACUAUUUCAGUUGAGGUUUCGGGUUAAACGGAGUAUUCGGCGCUUGUUAUGGUUCCUCAACGAAGAGUGUAGGCGUUCACGGUGCGGCGGCGGCGGAGGCAGUGGAGGUGGCUGCCGCUUCUCGUGCACCAUUAUUCUGCAUCUUCUAAAACUGCCAUACCAUUGAGGAAAAGCAUCAAGUGUUAAAGAAAACAUAGCAGUGAGUCUAGACUAGACUCACUUAUACAAGGUCAGAAUGAUUGCUUUGCCAGAUGCUUGUAGGAGUGUGAUGUGUACAGUCCUGUAUUUGAGCACAAUAAUAAUGGGUUGGAGUAAGGGCAAAUAAAUCAUCACAUGAUCCUACACUGACUUGCUAAUGCCAAUGAGAGCACUCGAAAUCUUGAAUGCAGGCUCGAAUGCAAGAUCAGAGUGCACUGUAGGUCAACACCAGACCAAGGUCGGAAGUUCUUGCCGGGAUUCACUCCUCACUGUAAAGGACAACAAAGCUCUACAUCGAGAAGGGCUGAGGCAAAACCGCAGAACCAGGCUAAGCACAGCCGUGACAUUGUAUAGGGAAAAGGCGGAACCAAGGGAGUUCUUGUUUCUCGAAUAGAGCCAUAGGUCAGUGUUACUUGCUAAGCAAUCCAAACAUAUUCCUCUCUCCAUGCAAAAAUGCACAACCCUCAACCACCUCAAACAAAUUCAUGCUCAUCUGCUCAAACUCCCCGAGAGCCCUUCCUCCAUCGCCCCGCUUUUCUCCUUCGCCGUCUCCUCAAAGAACCCAACUUUCUUUGGGUACGCGACUGCCGUUUUUCAGAACCUUCAGUUCCGAAGCACAUUCCUGUACAAUACAAUGAUCAGAGGAUAUGUGCAAUCCCAUUUGCCUGUGUCCGCAAUUCUUUGCUACAAAGAGAUGCUCAGCUGUAAUCUUAUUGUCAACAAUUAUACGUUUACACCCCUUGUCAAGGCAUGCUCUAUGGUCUUAGACGUCUUUAAGGGAAUGGGGUCUUCAGUACAUGCCCAGAUACUGAAACUAGGGUUUUAUCAAGAUCGUUUUAUUGCUAGUGCGUUGAUUGAGUUUUACUCGUUGGCACUUGAUGUGGAUAAAGCCAGUGUGCUGUUCGAUGAAAUUCCUGAUAGAGAUGUGGUGUUGUGGACAACAAUGAUUGAUGGGUAUGGGAAAAUUGGGAAGGUCCAGAAAGCCAGACAACUAUUCGAGGAAAUGCCAAGCAGAAAUGUCAUCUCUUGGAGCACAAUACUGGCAGCUUAUUCACUGCCUGUGCUCAUCUUGGCUCAUUAGAGCAAGGCUUAUGGAUUCACUCCUUGGCAAAGCGUUACAGGUAUGAUUCAAACCUUAUCUUAGCCACUGCAAUAGUGGAUAUGUACUCGAAGUGUGGUAGAAUGGACUUUGCUCUAUCUGUCUUUGAGGGAAUAUCUUGCAAAGAUACCGGAUCGUGGAAUGCUCUUUUAUCAGGAUUUGCAAUGAAUGGAGAUGCAUUAAAAUCUCUUCGGGUCUUUGAUGAAAUGGUGUCAAGUGGGGCACAACCUAAUGAGACCACAUUCGUUUCUCUUCUUUCUGCCUGCACUCAUGCUAAACUAAUAGACAGCGGCCUUAUAUUAUAUGACAAAAUGAGUAGUGUUUAUGGGGUGAAACCAAGAUUUGAGCAUGACGCAUGUGUGGUAGAUCUCUUAGCAAGGGCUGGUAAGUUAGAGGAAGCCGAGAAGUUCAUUGAAGAGAAGAUGGGCGGUAUAGAAAAGGGUGAUCCUAAUGUUUGGGGGGCAUUAUUGAGCGCUUGCAGGGUACACGGUAAUGUUGAAGUUGGUGACAGAUUUUGGAAAAAACUCUCUUCUAAUCCAAGGACAGCCCCCUAUGGCGCUCACAUGCUUUCUUACAUAAUGUAUAAGGAGGCUGGCUGGGAUGCAGAGGCUAGGAAGGUCAGACAAAUGAUUGAGAAGUCUGGAUUAAAGAAGAAACCUGGAUGUAGUGCUAUAGAAGUGAAUGGCGUGGUUGAAGAAUUCCUCGCGAGUGAUCUCUUGCAUCCUAAGGCCCGCGAAACAUGUGAUUCUCUAGUUAAUGUGAUGUAUUUAGCUCAGUAAAGGAGUUCCAGAAUUUAGCAUAAUGCAGUGUUUUUCAUGUCAUAAUUUGUGUACAAUGAAUUGAUGAAUCAUUAUCCACUGGAAUAACAUUUUUUUUGUAAAUCUUUUCUUGGAUUGGGUUAGAAAGAAUUAUAAUCUUUCUUCCCCUCUAAAAUUUUAGGUGGAGCUAGAAACGGAUUGAAUACCAUAACUUUAG